Fonticula alba is the source of this 1368-nucleotide messenger RNA. RefSeq lists its product as hypothetical. Gene Ontology annotation, cellular component: U5 snRNP; U4/U6 x U5 tri-snRNP complex; U2-type post-spliceosomal complex. The transcript has 6 exons. Gene Ontology annotation, biological process: RNA splicing; generation of catalytic spliceosome for second transesterification step. Lineage: Eukaryota; Rotosphaerida; Fonticulaceae. The coding region runs from base 78 to 1274 and encodes 398 amino acids. The record is from RefSeq and is a predicted model, not a curated record.
CCUCCCUCUCUGCCCCUCCUCCCCUCCUCCCACUGUCUCGCGGAUCCUCCCCAGCCUUCCUUUCGCCGUGCGCCAUCAUGUCCUUCUUUGAUGCCUUGGACGAGGCAAUCAUGUCCAAGUCGACGAGAGCCGAUGCCCCGCCUCCCGAUGCCCCGGCCGCCAUGCGCUUCCGUCGUCGCGGGGAGCUGAAUAAGGCCCCGCCUGCUCCGGAAAAGAAGUCCCCCUCGGCGCCGGCCGAGGCUGCCCCGGUCGACGAAGGCGACGAAAAGAAGCGCCCACGCGAGGGCGACUCGGCCGAGCCCUCGAGUAAGGCUCCCCGCGUGGAGGACGCCGCUAUUCCGGCGGAGUCGGACACAUUCGCCGCUCCGACUCCUCCUGUUGCUCCGGAAUCCGGGCUGCUGCUGUCCACGCGCGAGGUGGUCCGCCGGUUGCGGCGCCUGGGCGAGCCGAUUCGCCUGUUCGGCGAGUCGGACAAGGAGCGCGAAACGCGUCUUCGUGAGCUGGAGACCACCGGUGCCGGUGGUGAUUCCGAGGGCCAGCGAAACCUCACCCGCUCGACCAUGGCCCGUAUCGACAUGCAGCUCGAGGCGCAAUCCAUGCGCCAGGCCACCCUGACCUCCUCGUCGGAUGCGCCCACCCCGGGGAAGACUGGCGGCGAUGCCGAUGACCAGCCCUCCGGCGCCAGCGCCGAUGGCAAACCCGCCGAUACCGAUGGCAAGUCCGCCACCGGUGUGUUCGAGCACCGGAUUGACGACGAGGUCUACCGGCGGAGCACCAACCGUGUGUCACUUUUGAUUCACGACUAUCUCAAGUUCCUAACGAACAUGUGGGACCAGCGCCUCCUCUCGCGGCCGGACUACGAGCAGCGCUCGCGUCAGGGCCGUGAUGAUCGGCGCGUCUAUGAGGACACCAAGCUGCACAUCCAGCCUCUCCUUCGGCAUCUCCGCCGGCGGACGCUGGAGCAAGAUAUGCUUCAGCACCUGACGCGCAUUUGUGACUUCCUCCAGCGGCGUGAGUACCGCAAUGCCCUGGACACCUAUUAUUUGAUGAGUAUCGGCAAUGCCCCCUGGCCCAUGGGUGUAACCAUGGUGGGUAUUCACGAGCGCUCUGCUCGUGAGAAGAUUUCUUCCAACCAAGUGGCCCAUGUGCUCAACGAUGAACGCACUCGCCGGUGGAUUCACUGCCUCAAGCGCCUGAUGACCCUGACCCAGGACAUUUUCCCCCCCGAGGACCUGGUCCAGGCUGCCGGCUUCAUCCCGAAGCUGGACGACUAAACACACGCCGGCGAGCGACAACAGCCGUGCCCGGCUUCCCCCCCCCCCCUCGGCCCCCACCCCCGCCAGAAAACAAUAGAAGACAUGAACAGUC